Molecule: messenger RNA, 2820 nt
Organism: Pochonia chlamydosporia 170
Lineage: Eukaryota; Fungi; Ascomycota; Sordariomycetes; Hypocreales; Clavicipitaceae
Exons: 3
Coding region: 1-2820 (939 amino acids)
Source: RefSeq, a predicted model, not a curated record
AUGGAUGUUACAUCACUGCUGAAUCAAACAGCGACAGCUUUCUGUUGCAAGAAGCCUCAAAGAGAAAUCACACCGCCUUCUUUAGUAUUCCAACAAGACACCUUGACGUCCGCCUCGUUACCAACUCCUUCGCCAGACAGGACAACGCCACUGCAGGACUGGGAAUCCAAGGCCAGCAAAAACAGAACACCAUGGAGCGCAGGUGGCUACGCACUACCGUUGCAAGUUAAACCCAAGAUUCGAUCGAACUCAAUCAUUUCACUUCGGUCAGGAAGCGAUUUACUUGAUUCAGAUAGUUCUGUUGACUCUCUUGGUCGUGGGCGACACUCCAGAGACGGUUCAACGGAUUCAGUUUCCAUCGAUAUGGAGUCCUCGCAGAUUUCUUUGCCAUCAGCUAGACUGCAGCAAGACCGCCCGAAAAAUAGGGAAGAAUCAGACCAGGCGUGUAUAGAAACCCGUGGACCCGUGGGUCACAAGUUGUCCGAUAGUCACAGCAGCCUGUCGUCGUAUACCUCGUGGAGAUCCAGGUCUCACUCCAGAAUAUCGUCCGUGACGACUGUCGGUGGGAUUCACAGCGCUGGUCCAUCGCUGACGGAGUUACCAUUACUCGAAACUACCAUGGCACCACACAGUGAAUCAUACCAAACUCCAAUAUCGGCCAAGACAGCACCCCAGUCAUAUGGAGGCGGAUCAUCAUCACACAACCGACAUGGAGACUGGCACACAUCCAAAAGAAGUGGGAGUCCGUCGGACGCUGUCCUGAACAUGAAGGCUGCGGCAAAGCCACUGCAGACUGAAGUUGCACCGUCAAGUAACCCUUCCUCCAGAGCACGACGUCUCUCUGGCAUAUCAAGUUCACACAAGCGAGCCAUCUCUGCCCCGGACCCCUCAAUUGCCGCCAACUAUUCACAAUUCAACAAUCAUCGACAUCCACGUUCUGUACUUCCUCCUCCUCCACGAAUGACCAUGGCUGUAGCUGGUCGUACGAGUUCUCCCACGGUGGGACCUGUCAGCCUGACCAAAGUCGGCGCCGAAUACAGCAUACCAGACAAUGAGAGCUGCAGUGAAACGGAAGACGAUGUCGUCUCGCGUGUUUCUGCUCCGAAACCGAUGCGAAACCUUUCGUCUCCGGCUAUUUCUUCGGCAGCGCAGGACCAUGAUCAUCAUCAGACUGUCCACUCCCCAAAUACGUCCAUUCCCUUGGACGAGAGCCAGCAGCUAGUCUGUAUGUUUGUGGAGAAUUGUGAUACUGGGUCACAGCUGCGAAAGGCUAUUUCUCAUUUAUUUGGUCGUAACAAGUCAUGUACCAAGCUGAUUCCACCAAAUCUAUGGGUAAGCUAUUGUCGCAAACACUACCAGAGGAUCCGCUAUCGCAAUGCCCGGACAUAUCCUAUUACUCAAAUGGAACUAGUCGAGACACAAAUCGAACGACUCAAGGCUUGGAGUAAACGAAACCAAGAGAGCGGAAAGGGGGCCUACAUCCAGUCGUGGACGUUAUCACUCCGAAAGCGAGAAAAGAAGCGCCGCGAGGGAAAGAAAGGAGGCAAUGAAGACGAUGAGGAUGUAUCCGCCCUAGGGUCAGAGCAGAUUCCCUCGUUUAUUACUGACGAACUACGCGAAGGCCACAGUACUGACACCAUAUUCGCACUCGCUUCGAAGCUUCGUGAAGAAAUUGAGAACGGUACCUUGAGACAGGUCCCUGAGAUUGAAUUCUUGCCAGUUAUUGUUGGUGGCGAAAAAGACAAGGAGAAGGCCAAGGCAACCCGUCAACCAAGACAGAAUGCUUCGACUGCUACGAGCAAGCCAUCGAAACGAAAGGCACCAGACUCGCCAGUCAUUACUAGACCCGGUCCAGCGUUCAACAACAUGAGCUACGCAGGCUAUGCUCAUGACGGCGGAUAUGACGCCGACGGCAUAAUAAGCCCUUCAGGAAAACGACCACGAACUGCACGAGCUGCCAUCUUUCCACACCACCGGCCAUCAGAAGUACAUAUGCCUCAUUUGGUCGGCCCCGUCUACAAUACGUCGCCAUACAGCAACCUUGGCUCUUCCGGUCCCCCACGCGCGGAGGCCACUGUUCCCAAAAUCCAGGACAUGACCUAUGGUCACCCGUACCCGCACAAUGUUGACGCUGGACGGUACGGUCCCGAUGGCCCUACACACGGCCAUGUUCGAGUCGCAUCCCACCAGGGCAUACUUGGAAGGCACGACUACGGUCACGAGUCAUACUAUCAUGCCAGUGUGCCCAACUACGCACAGGCUCCAGUGCCAUUCUCAAGCAGCCAGAGCAGUCCGAAAUCUCCUCCCACUCUGCCUUCUAUUGCGCCGCGAACUCGUGGUGCUGGUUUAUCAUAUCAGCGCCGUGACCGAGCACUACCGAGAGCUUAUAUGAGUGGCUCAUCGCGGCCCAUGCAUCAGAGAUCUACCAGCGAGUACACCUUGAGUCGCCCUGGUUUCCCAUUCCCAGGCCGGCCAACCAGCUCUGGCAACUCUAACCUCGGAGAGCAUGGUAGAUACGAAGCCAGCGGACAGGCGCCACCACCUCCGGCGGUUUAUGGUGCUGGACACCACGAACCGCCAAGCUCUGCGGACGGUGAGCUGCGACACCAUCAGUACGAUGGAAGAUCUGGUUGGGCGCCUUCUUAUGAACAGGCCGCCCCUUACCACGGCCAUCACCCAUACCAUCAGUAUGCCAAUAGCCCCAGCUAUAUGCCAUCUGCUCAUGUGGACUCGAACGCUUACAAUGAUGCUGCUGCCGAUAAGAACUGCACGUCGGUGUAUCCUGAGCCUAAGGGGCCAUCUGGAACACGAUCUGCUUGA